Tetrahymena thermophila SB210 is the source of this 1635-nucleotide messenger RNA. Its product is annotated as transmembrane protein, putative. The record is from RefSeq and is a predicted model, not a curated record. NCBI's taxonomy places the organism in Eukaryota, Ciliophora, Oligohymenophorea, Hymenostomatida, Tetrahymenidae. The transcript has a single exon.
AUGAGAAAGCCUUGUGAAGUUGAAUUAGUUCUUUAAUUAGAAUUUUAUUAUUUAAAAGAUUUGGAAAAAGUUUUGAAAAAUGAAAAAGAUUAUAAAGGAAAUGAUGGAGAUAAUUAUGAAUUUUUAUAUAAUAGGAUAUAAAUUGUAAAUAAUUAAUUAAAUUAAAAAGGAUAAAUAUUUAAUGGUUUGAGUUUAUUCUACUAAUAUUUAUUCACUCCAAACGAAAAUGGUCUUUCGGAUUAAACAAUUGGUGUUGAUAAAGAUUAUCUAAAGCUAUACGAGAAGAGACAAGAGGAAAAUAAAAAGAAACUAAUCAAUAUAGAAAUCGGAUGCAUUACAAAAGGUCUUAUUCAUAACUUUUUCUUCUUCAUAAAAUUGCUUUGCUUCAUUUUUAUGAUUAUAACUCUUGUUUUAGUAAUUUUGCAAUAUUUUAAUUUCCAAGUUAAAAACGAGCAAGCAUUUAAUUACAUGAAAAAAUAUUCUAACAUCAUAUUUGUUAUUCUAUUUGACUUUGAAUGCAAUUCAAUCUAGCUACUAAAAUCAUAUCGUAAUUCACUUAAGAGAUUAACAUAACUAUUAAUUUAUGACAGAAGUGAAGAAAAUAGAUAAAAUUAUGAUAUUUCUAGUUAUGAAUUGCCUUGCAUCAACUUAUUCAGCCUGAAAUCUAUUAACACAUGGUACAAUUUGAGAAAAUUAACUUUUUAGUAAAAUAUAGCCAAUAAAAACAUUAUCAUGCUUCACUGUCUUUUAGAAUUUACAACAACUUUAACACUUAUCAUUUUAUUUUGGCCUACUUUGUAUUCUUUUUAUACUGUGCAAACUGAAUGUGAAGGCUAAUCUCUAUCAUCAACAAAUUUAGUUGUCCUAAUUAUAUUAUUUUAUAGAAUCAUCAUAAAGUCCCUUUAUGAGGUUGUUUCAUUUUUCUGUGAAAUUAAUUCAUCUUAUUAUGAACACCUAUAAAUCUUAUAAGAUAUUACCUCAGCUUUAAAAUAAACUCUUGAUAAGUAUUCUAAGUUAGAACAAAAUUAUAAAAAUGGUACAGAUUAAAUUAAUAAUGAUGAAAUAGAUUAAAAUCAUCCAACAAUUUUAUACUUUUAAUUUGAAGCAGUUAAACAAAUAAAAAAAAUUCUUAAGUAUAAGGAACAUAAAAUUAUAUUAGAUCAAUUAGAAUAUCAAUUAAUAGAUUUAAAAUAAAAAAGCCAAUUUGACUCUAAUUAACGUUACAAUCUCAAUUUCAAUAGAAGAAUUGAUUUAAGAAUUAAAGAAGAUUAUGUAAUUAUGAAGUAUGAAGAUAUAAAAUGGAAUCUAAAUUAAAUAAAAUCGAUAUUCGAGCAAUAAGGAAGAUAUGUAAACAAUUAUAGUAACUAAUCAGAUUAAUAAAAUUUAUAAUAGGAAAAGAAAUAUCUAAAAUAACUAAUAUAGUAAUAUGAAAUUAUCAUAAAAGACCUAGAAGAGCAUUAAAAAGAAAAUUAGCUUUACUUUUUAAAUAUAAUACCUAUAAAUAAAGACCAAUUAUCUGGUUUUAUUUGGAUAUUUGUGCCUUUGUUGCUAUCAGUCUUACUUAAGCUCUUUAAAAAAGGUAAUUUUUCUUUUAUCAAGGAUGUAGUUGAUGAAAUUUGGAGAAAUUUAACUUGA